Drosophila busckii is the source of this 1179-nucleotide messenger RNA. RefSeq names its product leucine-rich repeat extensin-like protein 3. The record is from RefSeq and is a predicted model, not a curated record. Lineage: Eukaryota; Metazoa; Arthropoda; Insecta; Diptera; Drosophilidae. Bases 208 to 1179 code for a protein of 323 amino acids. The transcript has 4 exons.
AUCUGCUCGAGUUCGCACCGCCAGCAGCUGUCGUUGCGUUUGUCGCUAGCGUAUCGCGCGCGUCUUCAAAGAGUUAAUCGUGUGCUCUGUGUGUUCUGUGUCUGCUGCAGCUCCGUCUGUUGGUGUUUAGUGCUUACGAGUGGCUGCUGACGCAAGUUAUACGUAUUGAGUUCGUUACGCACGUCGUUGUUGCAACACGACUCUAGAAUGAAGAUGCAACUUCGUGUUUUGUGUCUCGCGCUGGCAGCGCUGAGUGUCCAGGCUUACUCGCCUUACUCUACACAGGAAGAUGGACUUCAGGAUCUUGAGGGUGGCUAUGUCUAUCCACAGCCUAAAGUGCCAUUCUCAGAUGGUUAUGUGUAUCCUCGCCCAGCAAUUCCGUUUCCAGAGCAGCCAAAAUACUUGCCGCCACCACCAGCACCACCAAAGCCAAGUGGCUACUCGUAUCCCAAGCCGGUUAUACCAUUCCCACCCCCAACUCCAAAAGUGCACAUAGAAUACUUGCCACCCAAGCCAACGAAUCCACCACAGCCUAAGAUUGGUUAUAGCUAUCCAAAGCCAGCGAUUCCAUUCCCUCCACCAGCACCAAAAGUAGUCCCACAAUACUUGCCUCCAGUGAAAGCCAACAAGCCCACCCAAGCCACAAUACUUGCCACCCACCACAGCCUAAGUCCGGUUAUAGCUAUCCAAAGCCAGCGAUUCCAUUCCCUCCACCUGCCACCGGCUAAAAUUGGUUAUGAUUAUCCAAAGCCAGCAAUUCCAUUCCCCCCACCUGCUCCAAAAGUAAUCCCACAAUACCUGCCUCCAGUGAAGCCAACAAGCCCACCACAAUACUUGCCUCCACCACAGCCUACAAAGGGCUAUAGCUAUCCAAAGCCAGCUAUUCCGUUCCCUCCUCCGGCACCAAAAAUUGUGCCUCAGCCACAGCAGUACUUGCCCCCCAAGCCAACGAAUCCACCACAGCCCAAGAUUGGUUAUAGCUAUCCAAAGCCAGCGAUUCCAUUCCCUCCACCAGCUCCAAAAGUAGUCCCACAAUACUUGCCUCCACCACAGCCCACGCGUGGUUAUGAUUAUCCCAAGCCUGCGAUUCCGUUCCCAGUACCCAGUACACAGUACCUGCCAGCACCGAAGAGCGAGGGAUACUCCUACCCUACGCCAGCAAUCGCUUUUAAUUAUUAA